UUAGGCCUUCUUGCGGCGUUAGCCUGAUGUUAAACUUGUGCUCCUACGUCUGUCUUCAGCAUGCUGCAGACGUGAGACUCAGUGUGGACCUGCUGGAGGGGAUGGGGGGUUUUGGCUGCUGGCCCAGGCUGGGCGCUGUGGCAGACUGGGAGACAGUUUAAGACAGUGAGCUAGCUGGAGGGUCAGCGAAAUGAUGCCAUGAAAAAAUGCCCUGUGCUGACACUGGCAUGUCGUUUGGCUCAGAGGCAAAGUCGAUUGAGAUAGGGAGGCUGUUAACCUGGAACGCGGCCCCUGACAGGUGUCACUGGGCUGUAUGAUGCACCCGCCAGGUGGGGCAGGCUCAGUCACAAGGGCUAGGAGUGUAAUGUCAAAGGAGAGCUGGGUUUUCCACAUGAUGCUCUGGCGAGUGGUGGGGCAGGAGGUGCUGGACUCUGGAGAUAGUGAGGCUCAUGAGGACAGCUGACCACAGACAACUGAGAGCUCAGACCUGUGCUUCACUGGCCCAGUUCCUUGGUGUUUUAAACACACGACCUGGGGAAGGGCCAUGGCCAGCCAUGGAGAGUUACUGAAAUUGACAAGAUCUUGAGAUGCUCUGAAUUGCCCUCUUGGGAAAGUAUAAACCUGAAUCCCGCUGGCCUUGGAGCAUUAUGGCUCACAGGGAGCUGCAGCCAGGUCAGCACGGAGCAGUUUGUAUCAUGGGUGCAGGCUGGAGUCUAUGUUCACACCUGGGUCCCAUGGCAGUGAGAUGCGGCUCUUACUCUGUCUUCCCUCCCCGCCCCCAGGGUUCUGCUGGUGUGAGCGCCUCCCAGGCUGAAGAUGGCAGGUGGGGAAUGCCGGAUCGCUCCAGGCCGAGAACUGAGCUCUACUCCUGCCAUGUUUACGGUCAUCACCCCCUCUGUUCUGGAGACUUCCCCUAUUUCCAGCACAUCUAUGGUCUCCAACCACUCUGCGAAUGGGACAGAAGACACACCUCUCACCUGCCAGAGUUUUCAGUGCUCUGGAGAGAGAUGCUACCAGGACAAAGCUUAUGCCAAUGACACCGUGACCUGCCACAAUGAGUCUCACUGUGAGCUCUAUCGUCUCACCCACACAAACUACACAGCCAAGUGCAGCAGUGAGUGUGGGAGAGGGAACAGCACUGAGAUGUGUGUGACCAACAGCAGCGUGAGCAUGAGCAAGUGCAUCCUGGAGUGCUGCAGCUCGCCCCUGUGCCUGCAACUCAAUGCCACCGCCUACGGUGACUUGCCACCCACCACCACUCCAGCUCCCACAACUACCACCAUGAAGCCCCCUCCCAAAAAUGGGAAAGUGUGCACAACCUUCUCCUGUAAUGGAGAUGGAUGCUUCAAAGGCAAGAAGUCUGCUGCUGAAUGCAUCGUUGGAUUCAACUUCUGUGAGAUGAAGAAGACUGGCUCAAAUUACGUGGCUGGAUGUAGCAAAGUCUGCAAGACCGCCAGCCCAGCCUGUGCCAGAGGAGCAGCUGCCCCCUGUUACCAGGAAUGCUGCCAAGCUACCCCUAAAACUAGCUGCCUGAAACUGGAUGGCAAGGUGCAUGUCAGUGGCGCUGGGCAGGUGGCUCUGGCCCCAAUCCUGAAACUCCUGGCCUGUGGUGUGGGUCUUGUCAUACAUUACAGCCUCUCCACUUUCCUUCAGAGUUAAGCAAUGACCCUCUGAGCUCCGCAGACUGACUAGGGCAAGAUUCAGGGGCACACACAAUAUUGGCUAAAACUGGCAUAAGAUCUAGGGUUUCUGUACCUCUUAAUUCGGAUAAGAUUGGCUAGAAAAUUCCAGCUAUUGAAUCAGCGUCACAGGAAGGGAGCUCACUGGAACCCGCAGGCCUUCUCCUCUCUGUGCAGGCCUGGCUAGUGCCCAGGAAGUUAGUGGGUAGCACCAUGGGUGUUUGUGAAAUACAGAUCCCAGUGCAUGCAGCUGACUGAACAGGUCGGGUACAUCUACGCUGCAGUAAAACACCACUGCUGGCCUGUGACGGCUGACUCCAGGACCCUGCGAGGUGGGAGGGUCCUAGAGCCUGGGCUUCUGCCUAAGCCCAGUCUCUACACUGUGAAUUUUACAGUCCCGCACCCUGAGCCCCAUGAGCCUGAGUCAGCUGCUGCGGGCCAGCCACAGGUGUCCUACUGCAGUGUAGACAGACCCUUAGUCUUUCCCAUGCGGAUUCUCCAAUUUGAUACAGAGGAGGGUGAAAAGUACUGGCCAUGGGGAUGGAUGUGGGGCUCCCGGACCUGUGGAGAGGGUCGGCAUUGUGCCACAUGCUUCCUUCUAGCCACAGGAGUGAUGUCAGCUGCUCAUCAGACUGAUUCCUGGCUAUGCUGCCUCCGCAGAACAGAUUAGGAGCUGGCUAGGGGCUGUGGGGCAGCCCUCAGUGAACCCCCCCCCCUUCUGAGCGCUAGUGCCAGCACCUCUUCCUGACUCAUGGGGGUGAAGAGGGCAAACUCUAGCCACUCUGGGAAUUACUCUUCCACCAUUCACACCUUGUUUGCAUGUAAAGCAGCUGUCUGU
Gopherus flavomarginatus (Mexican gopher tortoise) is the source of this 2517-nucleotide messenger RNA. RefSeq lists its product as uncharacterized. The record is from RefSeq and is a predicted model, not a curated record. The transcript has 7 exons. Lineage: Eukaryota; Metazoa; Chordata; Testudines; Testudinidae. The coding region runs from base 817 to 1659 and encodes 280 amino acids.